This is a messenger RNA of Diachasmimorpha longicaudata, 17556 nucleotides long. RefSeq lists its product as uncharacterized. The coding region runs from base 1 to 3819 and encodes 1272 amino acids. NCBI's taxonomy places the organism in Eukaryota, Metazoa, Arthropoda, Insecta, Hymenoptera, Braconidae. Gene Ontology annotation, biological process: DNA integration. Gene Ontology annotation, molecular function: nucleic acid binding. The record is from RefSeq and is a predicted model, not a curated record. The transcript is spliced from 2 exons.
AUGACGACGGCAGUAGUUGAGCUGCUCGAUCGACAAAAUCGUCGGGUAAAUGCGCGGGCGCUUUUGGAUUCAUGUUCUACGGUGAAUUUGAUGACGGAACGAUUUGCUCGCAUCUUAAAUUUGCGUACUCAUCCGUGUUCAAUUAACAUCGGAGCGGUAGACGGUCUGUGUACAAUUUCAACUCAUUAUGUGAAGGUCAUAUUAAAUUCUCGAUACAACAAUUUUACACAAUCAUUGAGCUGUUUAUUGGUACCACAGAUCGCCAAUUCAGUACCUCGAGGCGCGUUCGCACGCAAUCUAUUUCAUAUUCCAAAGAAUUUGCAAUUAGCAGACCCACAAUUUCACCUUCCCAAGCCUAUAGAUUUACUCAUAGCGGCUAAUCUUACUUUGUCGGUUCUAUCAAUCGGUCAAAUUAAACUUGUCCAUGAUCAAUCAACGUUAAUCUUACAGAAAACGCGUUUAGGCUGGAUUGCUGCCGGAGGAUCGGAAAAUCCGAAACUCAAUACGAUCGCGUCGUGUAACGUUGUUAAAUUAGAUAAACUCAUCGAACGAUUUUGGCUAAUUGAAGAUUUCGAUCAUGAACCGUUGAAAUCGCGCGACGAAGUUAUGUGCGAGCAGCAUUUUGUCACCAAUACUCAUCGCGAUAGCACCGGUCGCUAUGUUGUACGUCUCCCAUUCAGAGACUCUAAGUUCCAGUUAGGCGAAUCUCGUACCCAAGCCCUUAAGCGUUUUCAGUCGUUGACGAGAAAGCUAACUGCCAAUCCUUCGUUGGGGCUUGAAUAUGGCAGGGUGAUGGAUGAGUACAUCGCUCUUGGUCACAUGACUCAAUGUGAUGAUGCUGAGGGUGGAUGUUACUUGCCUCACCAUGCUGUAGUCAAGGAAUCUCGCGAAACGACUAAGGUGAGAGUGGUUUUUGAUGCUUCGGCGAAGACGUCCACGGGCAUCUCACUGAAUGACGCGAUGUUGGUCGGGCCCACCAUCCAAAAUAAUAUUUUUGAACAGGUCAUUCGAUUUCGCACACAUCGGUACGUAAUUACUGCGGACAUCGAAAAAAUGUACCGACAAAUUCUGGUUCAUCCAGAUGAUCGACAGUUUCAAAAGAUUUUCUGGCACUAUCAGGGUAAAACUCAAACAUUUCAACUUAAUACCGUAACCUUCGGUACUGCAGCGGCUCCUUUCUUGGCCAUCCGCACCCUCCAACAACUUGCUCAUGACGAAGCUCACGCGUUUCCCCGUGCCAGCAAACUUCUCCUUAGAGAUUUUUAUGUGGAUGAUUUCAUCUCAGGAGCCGAUCAUCCUGACGAACUUAUCAAUAUUCGCGAUGAAAUGAUCGCCCUAUUAGCUCGGGGCGGAUUUUCCAUCCGGAAAUGGACUUCUAACCAUAACGCGUCAUUAGAGUCUAUUACAAAACACAACUUGGAUUUAGAUUGUUUAAUUAGGAAUGAUUCGGUUCAGAAGACCCUUGGAAUUGUUUGGGAUGCCCGUGACGAUCUGUUACGGUACACAAUUCACCCCAUAGAUCCCAACGCAGUCGCGACCAAACGUAAACUUCUAUCGGAACUUUCUAAGAUUUUUGACCCACUAGGAUUAUUAGGCCCAGUAACACUAUACGCGAAAGUGUUAAUCCAGGAUUGUUGGAAGGCUAAGGUCACUUGGGAUGAGUCACUACCUCAGGAGAUUCAUACCAGGUGGAGUGAACUGGCUCUUCAGCUUCCUGUGUUACAUAAAAUCGCAUUUCCUCGGCAAAUUCGACUUCCGGGUUCAUUACCAAUUCAAAUUCACGGUUUUUGUGAUGCGUCCAAGCACGGAUACGGAGCGUGUUUAUAUCUUCGAUCGCGAGAUUCACACGGAAAAAUCAAUGUAAGUCUAAUUUGUAGCAAAUCUCGUGUUGCACCUACGGGUGGAGUAACUAUCCCGCGAUUAGAACUUUGCGCAGCUAGCCUUCUUAAGAAAUUAUACACUGCAACUACAACUCAAUUCGAAUUUGAGAUAGAUCAAACGUAUUUGUGGUCAGAUUCCACAAUCGUGCUGUGCUGGCUAACGAAAGCCCCGCAUCUUUUACGACCUUUCGAAUCUAAUAGAGUAUCCGAUAUUCAAUCUUUAGAAACUCAGGUCCAAUGGCGACAUGUUCGUUCUGAAGACAAUCCGGCAGAUGCUUUAUCUCGUGGACAACUCCCUUCGGAAUUUCUUCACAAUUCUCGCUGGAUAUCAGGGCCUGAUUGGCUUACUCUUCAUGAAUCACAUUGGCCAAACACGGUUCUCCCUACGAAUUCUCAAAUUCCUGGUCUGAAAACCGGAAUAUGUCUUAUCUCUCAGGCAUCGCCAGAAUCUAUCUAUUCACGUUUUUCAGAUUUUAAUCGUUUGCUUAGAGUCAUAUCAUAUAUCUUACGAUGGAGAAAUCAUCGUACUUCCAAUCGUGGGCCAAUUUCCGUUCGAGAAAUUGAAGAAGCUGAAUUCCGCGUUCUGUUAAUGAUUCAACGCGAACGAUUUCCCGUGGAGUUUCGAAACCUAUCGGUCGAAGAUACUUCAACUAAGACAAACGUGUCGACGAUCAGGGGCACAUCUUUUGAUCAACUCAACCCCUUUAUUGACGCGCGUGGACUUCUUCGCGUGGGCGGACGUUUAAAAAAAUCAGACCUGUCAUUCGAUCACAAACAUCCCAUUUUGCUGCCCAGCAAACAUCCGGUGACAGAUCUGAUUAUUACGCGAAUACACCAAGAAAAUUUUCAUCUUGGUAUUCAGGGUACCUUACAUAUUAGUCGAUCCAAAUUUUGGAUCUUGAACGGAAAAAAUCAAGUGCGUAAAAUUAUUCAUCAUUGCAUCGAAUGCAUCCGACAGAGGCCGCGGUUGGGACACGCGAAAAUGGCCGAUCUUCCAAGCGUUCGAGUCAACGAGGCUCCAUCCUUUUCGCGAACCGGGGUAGAUUAUUUCGGUCCGAUUUUAAUAAAGGAAAAAAGAGCUCAAAACCGAUCUUUUCUCAAGGCAUACGGAUGUGUCUUCGUGUGCAUGGUAUCUAAGGCUGUUCAUAUUGAACUUGCCACAGACUUGUCAACUGAAGCCUUUUUGACUGCGUUUCGCCGAUUUAUUAGUCGAAGAGGUGUUCCGGAACACAUAUAUUCAGAUAACGGUACAAAUUUUGUAGGAGCGGCCAAAGAGCUUAAAGAAUUAUACGACUUCGUAAAUUCACCUAUUUUUACCGAAGCUUUCGGAUCGUACAUGCUAUCAAAACGAAUUGAAUGGCAUUUUAAUCCGCCAUUAUCUCCACACUUUGGUGGCAUUUGGGAAGCGGCUGUAAAGAGCUUUAAGCAUCAUCUGAGAAGAGUUCUUAAAGAUCAAAGGCUCACAUAUGAGCAACUUAAUACUUUGUUAAUAGAAAUAGAGGCUAUUUUAAACUCCAGACCCUUAUACGCUCUUUCAGCCGAUCCCAAUGAUCCAUUAGCCAUAACUCCGGCCCAUCUUUUAAUUGGUCGAUCUUUUACUGCAUUUCCUGAACGUUCUUUUUUGCCAAUUUCAGAUAAUCGUCUAUCCGUGUACAAUUUUAUCACGAAGGCUAAACAAGACUUCUGGAGCAAGUGGUAUAAGGAGUGCCUUCACGAGAUGCAAGUUCGACAAAAAUGGCAUAAAUCUACUACACAGCUGAGGGUUGGAUCGGUUGUCCUUCUUAUUGAAGAUGCAGUAGCAUGUUCCCGAUGGCCGCUAGGCGUGAUCCUCGAGGUGUUCCCUGGGAGUGAUGGCAUCGCGAGAGUUGCAUCAGUGAGGACGACCAACGGAGUCUACAAACGGAAUAUCACGCGACUUUGUCCCUUGCCAAUUAUUUAAAUAUGAAGUUUUCUUGUCUGAAUCAUAUUGCUCUAUGUACAAAUUUUGAAUCAUUUCGCAACUUCUGCCGGGAGAAUGUUCAGUUCCACUGUCGCCCAGUGGAAAUGACAUAACCUCUUUUCAUGAGGGAUGUUGCGACGGAAAUCGGAACAUCCCUCUUUUUCUUUAACUAAGCGGGGAUUUGGUCCUCUCCGAUUUGGCCGGGUACACCCGAUUGUCUUCGGCGCGUGCGCGGCGAGUAUUUGGAAUUCAAAUGAUUCGUUGCGCAUGCGCUUUGGGGUUUCGGGUGUCUUCGGUUUUUGGAGAUGGGUUAGAUCUCCGUCCGGAAGGAAGCACUCGCUCUCUCUUCAAGUGAAAGUGCUCGGUGAAAGUCACGUUUAUCUUGUCGGGUUCCUUCUUCAUACACAAUCAUCAUCAAACAAUAAAAUCGCAAUCGAUAAAUAAUAACAAAAAAUAUACAAAAAUAAUCGUAGAUAAUACGGUCGUCCUCGCGUUAUAAUCUAUAUUUUUAUAUAAAUAUAACCAUAUUCAUUAGAAUAAUAACAUUUUCAUAACCUCCUGGGUAAUCCCCUGGAUAACGCCACGUGAAACGAAAAUUCACGUAUCAAUAGUGAUAUCGCUACCGUUAGUUUUCAAAUUAAAAAAUAUUUGAUCUAACAAAUUAACCGUAAUUAAUUUUAAGAACAAUUUAAAAUUAAUCCUGUGUGUGAAUCAGUUGUGUGGGCUGCAGCCAAAUUAGUAUAUUAAUAAGUGUAUUGAUGACUUUCGGUUGAUUUCUAAGUAUAAAAUAUAUCUUGGGUUUUUUAUGCCAAAAGGCUUUUUCCCAAAACAAAAAUUGUGUGUAUUUAUUAUAAUUAAUCAUUUCCACAUCAAACAUUUAAUUAACAAAAAUUUAAUGCAACUGCCAUACCAUCUAGGGUAUGACAGUUUAAAUUCCAAUUCUUUUCAUUGUUUUUUUUGUUUUUUAUUUUUUUGUCACUGCAAUGAGUUAUACACAACACAGUCUUAGAUUAUACAAAAUGUUCACAUAUAUUUGAUUGGCUUAAUUUAAAAACAAUACCUUUAUAUUCACUUAAAUUACUGAAUUCAUAGAAUGGGUUUGUACUGCGAAAACUACAACUGAAAAAUAUAAGGAGAAUUCUAGCUGAGAUGUGUCAAGUAACGCGGUGGAAACAAUACUAUUUAUGUCCUCUCUUCCAAUCUUCCUCGUUUCGUCAAAGUGCACGAAGUUUUCGAAGGAAAUUGGAAGGGGACUUCAAAUGGCUGUUUUUACUGGUUAUUUCUUAUUUUAGCGUAUUUCUAUUGGACAGCUCUUGGGUUUGAAGGGUCAGUUCGCGAGGACUGAGGCCAUUGUUUCUAUGAACACGUGGUACAACCUCAGUUUACAACGAGAGAGAGUUUUUCGGGUUUAUUCCAUUUCCAAGCGGAAAAGGAUCAUAAAUCAAGUGUUUUCCAGAAUUGUAAGAUUUGUGGACAGAGAACGGGCAUAAAUUGGAGGAUUACUACAAAAAGUUAAGUGUUUAAUUUGAGUUUCCCCAAAUUCGAGAAAAAAAAAAACUUUGAAUUUGAAUUUGAAUUUGAAUUUGAAUUUGAAUGAGAGAGAGAGAGAGAGAGUCCGGAAGGUCUCGGUUUCAAAUCCCGGUCUGGACUAUCCUUUUUUCCAGUAAUUUUUCUUGCAAAAAUUUUAUGGAGAAUUAUCCUGUUCCUCUUCCUUCCUCGCCCAAAUGCUCUCCAACGACUCCUUUGACGUCACAACAAAGAUGUGGAACGCUAUAUAAACUUCCCGUCUUGAUGACGCCGGGUGGGUUCGGAUGAUGGUUUUUUUUUAUGGCCGGGACUUGGUCCAUGAGCAUUUCAAACGUUGCGGGAACAUUUUUCCAGACCGAAGGGCAUUUUCCUGAGUUCAUAAUGGGGCCAUGGGGACCUGGUGAAAUCGUGAAGCCAGGUCGAGUGUGGAGAAAUACUUUGCCCCCCCGCCCCGAAUUGAUUUGAAAUGUCUGUGAUAUUACGAAGGGGAUACGAGUCGUUAACCGUUUUCUCAUUGAACCCGCGGUAAUCUAUAAUCAUACGCCAUCGCGCUUGCCCGGAGGAAUCGGCUUGUUUUAUCACAAUCCAAACAGGGCAGUUUUAAGGAGAAUUGGAGGGUUUUAUUAUGUCUUUUUCCAAAAGGUCGCUUACUUGUUUUUGAAUUUCUUGUUUAUGAAUCUGAGGGAAUCGAUACUGUUUUGUGUUUAUCGGUAUUACGUCUGUUGUGAUUAGUUUAUGUUGAGCCGCGUUUGUGGAUCCCAAUUUAUCUCUCGGCAACAUAAACUGAUAAGGGAACAAUUGAAUGUCGGCUAGAAUACUUGUGUUUUCUGCAUCGUUGAAAGUAUUCAGUUUAAGACUCUCGGUUAACUUGACGAAUCUAGCAGCAUUCGCUUUAGGUUUUUCCAAUUCUGGAUUCGCGGUUCGGGCUGAGUGAGGAGCAGGUGGAAUGCCUUGAAAAUCUUCUAGCGCAAUGGGCGGAAGAGUGACAUUUACAGGGAUAAUAUUACUGUUUAUCAUACAAAUUUUAGCAGUUCCGUUUUUAACUGAAUCUAAAGAUCCUCCUAAAAAUAUUCCGGGGACAAUCUCAAUACUUGCGAUAUAUCUCAUCUCUUUCUCUUCGUUUUUAAUUAGUAUUGUGAUAAGAGUUCUUGAACGAGGAGGCAAGCGGAAUGUCGCGUGUGGACAAAAGGCAACGGAGUUAUUUCCUGAAUGUAAACGUCCGGGGAUUUCAACGCCGAAUUAUAAGUUAGCUCUAUAUUUAUUGAAAAAUGAAAUUCCGAGAAUACCGGCUUGAUCAAUAGGGAAAUCAUCAGAAAUUACUUGAAAUUGAGUACGCAAUUUAUUAAUUGUUAUAGUGAUUUUACCGAGAGAUUUCAAUCAGAAGAUAAGCAUGACCGUCAUUGAAAUAAACACUUUCGAGGCUAACAACGGGUAUUUCGGAGGGAUCUAUUACUCGGGAUGUGUAGCAGAAACGGUGGUAUUGGCGUGGGCAAUAAGGGGUUUUGCCUGGCUCAUGCAUGGGCGCAGGCCCCCUUUGGAGUUUAAGGGGGCGGUCUGUUCUGGUCUACUAUAGGCGUUGUAGUGAGAAUUGAACCGCGGUCUUCCCCCCAAAUUAGAUCUACAGACGCUUUCUUCGUGACCCAGCUUCUGACGCCAUUCGCACUUGGCCCUCACUCGCUGGGGACAUCUAAUAGAGAUAUGGCCUUGUUGUUGACAAUGAUAACAAACACGGUAAUCAUUGAAUCUUUGAGAGUCACGGGUGUUUGAAAAUGCGGGUGUGUCGUGAGGUUUGGAGGAUGUCUGAGGAAGACGAGGAUUAGAAAAUGUGUACGUGUUGUGUGAAUUGGGGUACUGAUAUGAGUUUUCGCCAUUAUGACUAGUAAAUGUCCGUGCUUCGCGAAUAGAUGAUUUGAUUGGUGCAGCCCGGUCACCCCCCAUCACACGUUCAAGACGGGCAGCGUUGUCGAUAGCGUCAUCGAGGGAUUCUGGAUUUCAGUCUGUAAUCACUGUCCCAUGAAAAACAUUGCGCAAUCCGCGCGUGAACCCUCUAAUUGCAGCCCGAUUUAACAUCGAAUCUACCCCAACCACUUGAUAUUCAUCAAAUUUUUCGUUAGCGGCCUCUUUCCCCCCAUUUAAGAUUUCAGUAACACGGGCUCCAAAAAAUUCAACGUCUUCGUUAUCUCCCUGACGUACAUUUUUUAAUUCGUCUUGGACACGAUCAACAUUGAAAUCGCGAGCAAAUGCACCCUUCAACACUUUAAUUAAGGCUUCUAGUUCACAUUGUCGAACGAAUUCUAUAAGGGUACACGAUUUCCCAUCAAAUUUGGGGACUAACUCGGCAGCAAGUUGCAACGACACAUAUGAGGGGCCUUCGGUAACUGCGAUCGAAGUUUGUUCUUGUACUAUGAGGGGAAUUAUAUAAUCCACGGCAGAAUGCAAAGAAGAAUUGUUAUUUACUGAGUAUUCGCGAAAAGGAGUAUUUUGAGUUGGGGAAUUCACGAUUACGUUAGAGUUUAUUUCCUGCGUUUGAGUUCCAAACGAUGAUCCCGUUAAUGCUGGAAAAGGAUCGCGGGAAAGGGAAGCAUUACUAACACUCGUGCUAGUGUUCAAAACCGUGUUCAAACACCGGAAUUAGAGAAGAGCGUGUUUAAAAAUUAUAUUUCGUAACGAUAGUGUUUUAAUAUUUGAUAACACUUGAAUUAGGGGUCGCACAUACAAUGCAAUCAUUUUCAGUUCGAUUGUUCGACUAAAAAGAAACGAUUAAUGUUAUCAAUUCACUGCACCGUUCUAUUUUUGCUAAUUCUUGAAUGUCUUUUAGAAUUUCACCAGUCCGAAACUACGGUUCCCGAUCGAAACUAACUCUGCGAGCCGGCGAAAAAAUUGUUGAUUUAAUUUUUUUCAAGUAAUCCCACCGCUGUCACCCCUGUUGUGUUGUACCUUUCGGCUAGUUGUUUAGUUCAGAAAGAGAGCAGGUAAAUUGCCCGUGGAGUGCUAAACCACUCUGCCCGCAGGAAGCGGGAAAGGAAAAAAAGAUUGAAAAAACUGCACUUGGUUAAUAUUUGAACUGAACCUUUACUUAAUAUUUGUCUUUUACAAUAAGUUGUGUUCUCUUUGAACGAUCGGAGACGAGCCUUUUUACAAUUAGUUGUUAUUCUAACGCUAGGUUUCGAAAUUUUCUUAAGCCUAAGUUACACCCUAAGUAACAGGUAGAGAGGCAAUCAGGUAAUGAUGCGUGGGUGAAGAGGGUCGCAUGCCCUUAGCUGUUCCCCUUCAAACCCAACCCCUACUCAGUCUACGUCAUCGGUGACGCUGCACCUAUGUGAGAGAAGUGGAAGAGAGGAAAUUCAGAAGGGGGAAAAGGGAUUCUUCAGGAGAAUGAGCGGGGUCGAAAGUUUCGAGCACUCGGCGAAGAGAAAUUAAGGAGAACGGGGUUUUUCCAAGGGGUUUGUGGUAGGGUUUAUUGAAAUAGUUUUGGAAGGGUCUUGAAUUGUCUGGCCACACGCUGAGCAAUUGAAGAAGUGGACGUGAAGGAUUUUAUAUUUAAGGUGCAAAAUAUCUUGCAGCUUCGCAAAUAAAACUGUUGUGUUAUGAUAGCAUUAGGGAUUUCGAAAUGUCUGGAAGAGGUGGAGGUAGAACGAAUGGGUUUAUGAUGGAGUUGGUAUAUUUCAAAGCGUCGUGAAAAGUUUAGAAUAAAACGAAUCGGUUUAUUAUAGGAUUAAAAUAUUUUUGAGGGAUUUUUCGGGAAUGUGCGUAUGGUCAUUGAAAGUGAUUGUCAGGGUUUUUCCCUCUUAAUAUUUAUGUUUUUUAUAGCGAAGCUCUUUAUAUUAUUAUCAAUUCCUGUCAUGGAGAAUAUUUCACACAUCGUAUUCGGCCGGCUUAGCAAUCGACCGAAUACCUGCCUAUACGUCACCUCGUGACAAUUUGUUAUUAUUUCGCACAUUCCUGAUCGGUUGACCUUGUUGUCUACCGUUGUCGCGAAGCAGAUUAACCUUAGCUCUCAAGGUGUAUACAUCAACACCUUGCUGUGAAUAAAUAUAUUCAAUUUUCUACCGAUACCGCGAGUUACAAUUCUUAAAACCCACCCUAUACUUCUGAAUAUUCCACAUUUUUUCUCCUGGAUUCCUUAUGUUAUUAUUUAUAAUAUUGCUUAAUUUGUUAACUUGUGGUUGGAUUUUUAAGGUAAUUCUUAUUCUUACUGUGGGACAUGAGCGCCGCUACGGAGUUACAAGGGAGUUACUAGGGAAUCUAGGGUCGUACACAACACCAUCAAGGACGAUUUAGCACUUAUCCCCGAGAUACACUUGACUGUCUCAGUAUGUAUACAUCAUAACCGUGGGUUUUUCAUUGUUUCAAUGAUGGUAAUUAAAGCUUAGAAUAACAAAUCCCCGAAAUUCUCAUCUCAGGGUGAUAGUUACAGUUUUCUUUUAUUAAAUGAGGUUAUGCUCUGUGCGGUAGAGCCGAAAGAAUGCCAAAGUUACAUAUUUUUGCCUUUUUGCGAUUUUUACGCCUUUUUUGGAAUGACUAACGUUUCACGUGUCUUGCCCGGGUUACGCAAUACUUGUAACCUUGAGGAUGUUGCGUAUAUCUUGUGAAUUCGGAUUAAGAUUAGGGUAUCUGCCAGUUUCGAAUACAAUCUUGCGCUAGUCGCCUACCGAUUCGGUUCUGCACUAAUCACCUUCUCGAAUUGUUUGAGUCUUGUGCCAUUGGCCUUUUGGUAUAUUUCAUAUUCCAAAAAAAUGAGUUUUUAUACGGAUCAUCCGUGUAUUCCAAAUCAACCUGGAAUUAUCUGCAGAUUUUGCCUUUUAUUGUAACCGGUAUUCCUACUAAUUUCUGGAAUAUUGUGUCUGCGUUAUAGCCUAGCGAUUUAUUUCAUUUGUAUGUCUUGGGCCAUUGCGACUACACUUCGCUACACAUAAGUGUCAAUCGAUUCGUCUUUUUGCAUGCGAAUUUAAUUUGCGCUUACGCUACGCGCCUUCGUCGAGAAUCCACCGUGUAUUUUUCUCAUCAAGGUCGUGGCUCCGUGUAUCGUACGUCCCGCGUCCGUCGUUCAAGCUGAUAUGCGUUGUUUCUGCCCUCAGAGCCCCAUCCAUUUCAUAAAUUAUGUUGCGCUAUAUUUUCUGAUAUAAAUUGCGUUUAUUACGCCUUGGAAUUUUUAGUUCUCAUUUGCUAGGAUUACCUUUCAGAGAUAAUUCUGAAAUUAUCGUUUAUUAUGUUGCGUUUGGGUAAAUAAAUCGUAUUUAGCGCGACAUUGGGGUGACCAUAUUUUCUUUUGUUUCCGUUUUGAUUUUUUUUGGUGAUUUAAAUUAAUUGGAUCGGACGGAUAAAACCAGUCUGGGUCUCUCUACGUACGAUACGUCGCAUUCCCUAAAAUAAAGGGAAUGGUGAAUAAUGUUAUGUAAUUUGUCUCUCUAUCAUAAAAACUUUUGGGUUAUAUUUGCAUUUAAUUAUUAAAGUUUGGAAUACUUUAGAAUUGAUUCUAUUUAUGGUUACUUUUACCAUGAAGUAAAUUUAACAUAGCUCUGCAAAGGAAAUAUUAAAUAUGGAUUGGAAUUGAUUUUAUUUUUUUUUAUUAAGAGCCCAGUGACCAGCUGCCAUCCGUAGCACCUUUCUCUCCGCAACCUACAUCUUGAGCAGCACGAGCAGCUACCACCCUAUCCUUGACUUUUAGUUCAUGUUUAUCUAUGUCUACGUUUAAGUCCUAUUUUUGGUUCUUUGCCGUGAUUUCUCCGUUUUGAUUACGUUUUUCGAUUUGUUGUUCUUGUCGAGGCAAAGAACAACUGGUGCCCUUGACAGUAUUCUUUCCAUUUUCGGACAGUCAACGAAAGAGGGCGGGUUAACUGGUCCAUUUUGAUACGAGUAAAAAUCUAAGAUGUUACAGGACGUAUGUACGACUUUUUUAGUGUGUUACAGUGAAAAAUCUGCUGAAUAUAAUGAAGAAAUAGAAGUAAAUUUUCAAAUUAUCUAUAAUGCUCCGUACGUGACGAGCAUUCCAAGCAGACUGUAAUGUCCAAAUCAUCCAAGAGAGUUUCAUACUGUUGGGAAUCCGGCUAAAUUCCAGCCUUCCCUUCCCCCGCACUCAACAACCUAUGACCGCUCGACCCCUGGCCCCAAACAACCCGCUGUUGCCAGGGGACCUUUUGGAAUUUUUGCCUAAUUAGGGCACCACUUUCUGGAGACAUCAACCCCGGAAACACGCCCUUUGACCAAUCGGAAAAGGGUCACGUCCCAUCGAUCAGGAUUGUUCUCGACCGUGACCUCUCCAAAACUCGCUCUCUCGUCGUUUGGACAUCGAUCAUAUAACACGCGUAUCAGUGCGCUCCAGUUUUUUUCACUAUUAGAACCCUCACCGUAUCACGACCCCUCGGUUGCUCAUUAGGUAGCUCAAUUAAAAUCAGUGCAGCUCAUUAUUAAUAUUAUUAUUUUUAUACUCAAAACUAUAUAUUGUAACGUGGUAUUUUACCGCGUUACUGGUUCUCGAGCGUUUCGCGAUUCUGGAGACUGCCACCAGACGGGAAGUCACCUUCAGUGACGAGAGUUUUGAGCAGAGAGAAAAAAAAAUAGGUUUGAUUUAUUUUAUUUGUUGUAUUUUUGAAUCAAAUCACGCGCCACCGCGUUCCCACUGAGGACGUCAUCAAGGAUCCUGGGGAAGCCGGAAGAUGUCAUUAGUCUUCGUGAUAAUUGGGAGGAUAACUGAGCGGUUGAUUUGCCCGACAUUGGAGCCACCAUCCAGGAAUCCUGUACCCGGAAGUGACGCAGUUGUCGUGCACGUGGCUGUUACAGAUCAUUGAAUAUUCAUUCGAAAUUGAUGUGAGAGAAUUAUUUCUCUCAGGGCAUCGGAGGAUGUAUUUAGAGUUACAGGGUGUAUUUAGAGUUAAUGAGGAUGCGUUUAUGCUAUGUUAACAUCGAUCAACUACAAUUAAUUAAUCGAUUGAAGCAUAGCUGAAAUUAAUAGCGCAUGCGUUAUGAUUAAUUGUCCUGUUGCGCAUGUCUGGUUGAGUGGGAUUGGUGACUGAUGACGUUGUCACACCCCCCCCCCCCCAAUUACUUAAUAUCACCGCGUUACCGACCUGUUGGGAAUUUUCACUUGUCGAGGAAAAUCACUUCCUGUUUGGUGGAGAUCGAGAGCGGACCUGCUGUCAAUUUUUGUUGUGCAAAGGACGCCAGAAAUUUAUCAGAGGACGUCAUUUCACCCGAUUAUUUAUUCUGAGGCUGUGGAGCAUUUUGGACGGAUUUGAGGAGGUUGUGGAGGUCCGGGUGAGCGUGGUGGCCAUUUCUUUUAUGUUUUGAAGAAUUUGGUAAAGACUGUGGGCAGAGAUUCUGUUUUUCUUGUUGGUGUUACGUACACCUGUGUCCUGUGGACCAUUGGUCGGAUUGUUUUAGAUUUAGGCUGUAUAAAAAUUUGUUAGCUAACUUUCUAUGAGGAGUCUUGUGACUUUUGUUGGAUGAUUUGUGUCGCAAACUCAUUAUUUUCUCGCCAUUGAAGUUGAUGUCGAUUUUCAUAUUUUCAAGGUCUCGUGACCUCCGGAGUAUUCUGUCUCUGGUUUCGUAUUUAUUUCCUGUAUUUUUGUUUGUUCGGGGUCACGCAGACUUAUCGAUUUUCGCGUUACUGUUCCGAGUCACUGGAUUAUUUUGACCAAAAUUAUAACCUCUCAAUUCUGAUUAAUUUCUCUGACUUUUCCGACAGCGAUUGAGUUUCGUAUCUCCGUUGUUUGAUUUAAUUCCUUACUUUCUUUGGCAAUAGCAGCUUGCGCCUUGGAACGCAGUUGUUCAUUAAGCAUUUAUUUCUGAUUCCUUUGACUGUUUUAACAUUAUGAUUUGAUUUUGUUUGUUGGUUGACUCCAGAAGAUCUUUACUUAGUUCUUAAUUGGACAACAGUGAUAUUCUCUUAUAAAUUAAAUUCGUGUUUUGUAACGCUUGGUCGAUAUCCGGGGAGUUAUUUAAUUAUUUUUUUUUAUUGUAUCGAUAUUAUUUUUUUUUAUUAAACAUUGUUCUCCCCGACACUUUUGAAAAAUGCGUUACUCUUUUCGAAAUCCCAGUUGCAUCCCCUUUCAGCUUCCGAACAUCUGACUCUCUCUACGGAACGAGCUACCGGAGUUAUUGAGACUGAGAGCGGAGAAAGGUUUUGUUUACGGUGGUCAUUCCGUCCUAAUGACCUGGCGCCUGACCGACUUUUCUGAUUUUAUUUUGGGGGUGUUCUGGUGCCAGAGGGCGGGCUAAUGGACGAAGGGUUCCGUGAACCUUCGAAAAUUACGUCACAAUAUACAUAAAUUACGUGUCACAUUGUUUGUCCGCGAUGGACUCUUAAACUAUUCAACCGAUUUCAAUGAAAUUUGCACACCGUGUGCAGUUUGAUGCAACUUACAUAGUAGAAUAGCGUAUACCUUAACUUAUAGUCGCAAUAUCAUUUUAUUUUUAAUUAUUCGUCUAAUAUUUGAUAUUCACACAUUCUAAUCUGUUAACUCCAACUAAUUUUGACAGAUGGCGAUAUCUAUUGACUGGGUUGAGGAAGGAAUCAACAGAUGGCGCUGCUAUGUGAAACCUACAAACGUGUCACGUUGUUUGUCCGCGAACUACUUCACAAAUUUUAAUGAAAUUUGCACACCGUGUGCAGUUUAAUUCAACUUAAAAGAUGGGGUAGCUUACAUCUUAAUUUAUAGCCGCAAUAUUAUUUUCUUGCAAAUUGGUUGUUCAUUAUUUGACAUUCACACACAUUCUAAUCUGUCAACUCCAAGUGAUUUUAACAGAUGGCGGUAUCUAUUGACUGGGUUGGGUAAGUAAUCCAUAGAUGGCGCUGCUAUGUUAAACCUACAAACGUGUCACGUCGUUUGUCCGCGAUGGAUUCUUAAACUGCUCAACCGAUUUUAAUGACAUUUGCACACCGCAUGCAGUUUCAUUCAACUUCAAAGAUGGGAUACCAGCUGUUGUACCAGCUUUAACGUCUUUCUUCGUAAUCAUUAAUUUCAUUGUCCUAAGGGGCUACGGUAGUAGAAAAUCGGUCAUGGAGGUCACCAUAUUUUUUUACAAAUGGCAUCUAGGUAAAAAAGCAUGGUGAUCACCCUGCCUGAUGUUCUCCUACCGUUCCUCCUAAAUAGUUCAGUACAAUGAAAUAUAACACAUACCUUAACCACAGCAACGCGUGGCCGGGUCUGCUAAUUAGACUAUAUUGUAUAAUAAAUUGACAGUUAAAACUCAAGUCGGCUGUGAACCAUUGUGCUACGUAUUUUGCCAGUUCCCCUCAUUCCCUCUCUCGUCGCCCCUCACUACCACCAGUCCCCCUCACCCACUCCUCUUACCCCUACAAGAUCGCUCACCCAACACAUACCACCCCUUAUUCUGAAACGAAACUCAAAGAGCUCUCUGGAAUGCCGACGCUGCACUACCAAAAAGUGUUGCAAAAUCAACUGCAACCUAACAAGAUUCAUUGACCUCAAGGAAUGCCGUACGAAGCACUCGAAUCCAAAACCCUGCUGUUUACGACACCGCCUGUUCGCCAAACUCAGCAGCAGAAUCGGGUCAACAUCCGCCAGAAUUGAAGAAGUAAAAAUCACACCUCCCAGUCCCAAUUAAUCCAAAUUGUUCCGUCGCGGAAUGGUUCAUCGUGUCGGAAUAAUUUAGAUUUCAAAAAAAAGGGGAAAUCCCCACAAUUCUCCUUAAAGGUUUUUCCUGGAAUUUAUUUUAUUGCCAAAUUUAUUCCCUACUAUAUAUUUACUAUAAACUUUUAUUUUUAUCUCUUCAAAAUAUCCCAAUCUUAGUAUCAUAAAGGCCACAUUUUCGAAUAAUCUGGCCUCUUAAUGUGCUCCUUUCCUUUUAGACUAGAGAGUUUUAUAGCAAUUACAACUUCGGACUAUUCUCCAAUUUCAAGAACCUUUUCUGUAAUUGUACCCUCAUUUAAAUUUAGGAAAUAUUUGUAAUUGCCUUUAAGGUAGGAUCAUUUAUAACCUGAUAGUACCCACUCACCCACAGACCGUUCCAACCUUAUGACACCCUUCCCCUUCCCCUACACGAUCACUACCUACUCCACCCUCAAAAUAAACUGACAAAUGACAAUGUCCGUAUAUUUCCUUGACCAAUUGAAAUCCACCACAUUUUUCUGCCCAGUCCACGUGAACUUCAAAUCCACAACUCAACAUUUUUCCUCAACAACUUCAGUACUCAAUCUUCCUUGGCGAUAUCAACAUCGCAGAGUAUCGACUGUUCUUUCGUGAAUACAUUGACAUCGUGUCGUUAUACCUAAGUCUUUUAAUCCCAACUCCGUUCACAGUCCAAUCAUUAAUUGUUAUUUAAAAAAUAUAUAAAAUAAUCCUUUAUGUAAAAUAAAAGUGUAAAAUAUAUUCAUUGUUUAAAGUGAAGUGAUAUUUUUGAUAUUUGUUUAUUAAUUUUCAACUCUAGACAUUCCAACAGUUUGUGGAAAAAUAAAUAUUUUCAAUCAAACUAAACACAAAUUCUUCCGCAAAAAACCACCCGAGGUUACUGAAAGAGCCACUCACGAUUUAGCCUCUCGCAAUUCACUUACGACUUUCUGACGGAAGAGUACUUUUCGGAAUCGAUCCGGGUCUUGUUAGCAAUCGAAUCCUUCUUUGAAGAUUUAAAGUGGCCGUAAUACACAACCGCGACGUAAAUUAACAAGUUUUUUGGGGAUACGGCAUCCUUUAAUCAAGAAUGGAGCGGCUUCUGGCAAGCAAGGGAAUUAGUGGUGAAAUUCGGUGAAUAGUCGGUGUGGCUCAACCCUUUUUAUUACCAAAAACUAAAACUAUAUGAAAUCAAUUAACUCAAUAAGUGUGAGAAGGGAAUCUCCGUAAGUACCUGUGAUAGCAUCCUAAUCAAUUUCUGACAGGGAAAUACAGUGGAUCUCCCAAAGGACACACCAGUAUGUAGAUUGUGACAAGGCAGAUUUUUCGCCCUUCCCCCGCCCCCUAAAAAUACGCCGCUGGAUGGCUAGUUAGUUUUCUAGCGCUGCCGUUGCCGCUCAUAUUCUUUAGUUGAAUCCUCCCCUCUCCCCCCUAACCCUUCACCGAUGCACUCACAGUGCAAUACUGUGUCGCAGAAUCAACCAGUUGCGACUAGAAUUCCCCAGAUUCCUCCUUUCUCUUCCUAGAUUUAAACGCGUAAGGCUCAAUUUAAAUAUUAUUCGAAUAAUAAACAAUUAAAUGACAAUAGUUGAGACCAAUACUCAAAUAAUAUGAAAAUAAAUAAAAUACGAGACAUGUGUGAGAGGAGAGAAAAAUAGAACCAGUAAAUUCCAGCAAAACGGGGAAAAGGCAAUAAUUUAAGGGGAAAUGUUGGAAUAGCUUGACUAAUUGUAACCCUACACUGUAGAAUCUUUGGGGAACAACUUUCCCAUUUUUUUUAUUACAUUUGUGAAACUUAAUUGUCAAUGGAAACCCGUCAAACUCGAAAGUCGUAAAAAGUCCUCCGUGAAAAGGCCUUUCGGGGAAAGGCCCUCGGUAGAAUCAUAACAGGCGGUCUCUCUCUCUCUCUUCCUCUCUCAAUUUUUGCGCACAUGUGCUGGUUUUUGUUCCUGGCUCAAAGAGAGGGUCUGUCUUGAAAAUUUCCAAGUGGAGAUGAAAAGUCCAACCCCCUAACUAAAUCGCUGUGGCUGAUUGGCCUUCCAGUUUUUCUCUCUAUGAUAGAGUAGAGUCAAUGUUGUAUUGGAAUAAACACCAACUAAAGAUUUUCUUGGAGAACCUUCCCAAGUCCAAAGUUCAAUAAAUUCAACUGUGUAAAACGUGAUCAGUGAUUCAAUUCAAACCUUCCCGCACUUGUACAGCAGGGUGGUUCAGCACCACACGGACUACUUAGCUGCCGCCUUUUAUUUCCCCAGAUUGAUCCACUCGAUGCGUAACAACUGUUACCACCCUCUCAGAUAUUAAGAAUGCGUGAGCCCACGUGUCGUUCGUGGGCCAAAUUAUUGGACAGGGAGUCCCCCUUCCAUCGAGAAGACCACAAAGGACUACGUGACGAAUGCGUCUGCCGACACAUCGCGGUCGGACAGCAUUUUGAUAGCGUCACAGUGGAAGUCAAAUUAUAAUAGAAUUUCAAUUGAAGAAUCUGAGAGGAAAGUAGAGUGAUAAAGGAAAGUUAAAAGGAAGGAGUGAUUUGCGAGAAUCCCAGAUAACGUUGGAGAUAUCUGGAAUUUGGAGGAUCUCCCUGUCACUGAGGCAAAUCUCGGAAUUAUUAGUAAUCCGGCCGAGAGGAAUCAGUUGGUAACCA